AUGGGCCCCUAUACCGCCUCCUCAUGCUGCUGCCAGGCUCGUAAUCUGUCAUGCGCCCCUGUACCGCCUCCUCAUGCUGCUGCCAGGUCCAGAGUGUGUCAUGGGCCCCCGUACCGACUCCAAAUGCUGCUGCCAGGCCCGUAAUCUGUCAUGGGCCCCUGUACCGCCUCCCCAUGCUGCUGCCAGGUCCAGAUUGUGUCAUGGGUCCCUGUACGGCCUCCCAUUGCUGCUGCCAGGCCCGUAAUCUGCCAUGGGCCCCCGUACCGACUCCUCAUGCUGCUGCCAGGCCCGUAAUCUGCCAUGGGCCCCUGUACCGCCUCCUCAUGCUGCUGCCAGGUCCAGAGUGUGUCAUGGGUCCCUGUACGGCCUCCCAUUGCUGCUGUCUCUAUCGCCACACUCUGCCAUGUGCCACUUUCAGGUCUCCUCACACUGCUGGUGGUUUCCAUUUUUGUCAUAGGGUGCUG
Messenger RNA from Staurois parvus, 464 nucleotides. Lineage: Eukaryota; Metazoa; Chordata; Amphibia; Anura; Ranidae. The record is from the annotation of a GenBank genome assembly.